Molecule: messenger RNA, 732 nt
Organism: Letharia columbiana
Lineage: Eukaryota; Fungi; Ascomycota; Lecanoromycetes; Lecanorales; Parmeliaceae
Exons: 1
Coding region: 1-732 (243 amino acids)
Cellular component (GO): mitochondrial large ribosomal subunit; ribosome
Molecular function (GO): structural constituent of ribosome
Source: RefSeq, a predicted model, not a curated record
AUGUUCGCACGAAGUAUAGCGAAAGCCCUCUGCCAACCAUCAACACCUCUUUCCACACUCCCACCAACAUUCCUCCUUCCCCUCCGCGCCCGCCUCACAACCAUCACAACCAGCACAACAACCACGGACCCCGACCCCCCAGAAGCAUCCUUCAACCACCUCCCGACCUCGCAAACACCCACCAAUUCAACCCCAAGCCAUCAUCCACCCACCCCGCCUCAACGCCCGCACCGUCUGUCCCGCCGCUCCCCCCUGCCCCCCCCAACAAACGCCAACCUCUCCCUCCUCCCCCUCCUCGCCGCCCAAACCCCCCACUACAUAACCGCACACCUGCACACCCGCCCCUACCUCCUCACCGCCGGCGACACCCUGCGCCUGCCCUUCCACAUGCCGCACGCCCCGCCCGGAACCGUCCUCCGCCUGAACCGCGCGAGCAUGAUCGGGAGCCGGGACUACACGUUCCGCGGGGCGCCGUACGUGGACGAGGGCCUGUUCGUGUGCAGGGCCGUGGUCGUGGGCAUCGAGGGGGAGCCGAUGCGGGUGGUGGAGAAGACGAAGCGGCGGCAGCGGAAGGUGAAGAGGGUGACGAGUAAGAUGCGCUACACGAUACUCAGGGUGAAGGAGUUGAGGGUGUUGGCGGGUGAGAGGGAGAGGGAGAGGGAGAAGGAGAGGGUGGAGGGGGAGGAGGAGGAGGAGGAAUUGGAGGCGCUGAUGGGGGAGGGGGGGAGGUGA